Messenger RNA from Toxorhynchites rutilus septentrionalis, 1965 nucleotides. RefSeq names its product out at first protein (gene oaf). The transcript is spliced from 5 exons. The record is from RefSeq and is a predicted model, not a curated record. Lineage: Eukaryota; Metazoa; Arthropoda; Insecta; Diptera; Culicidae. Bases 450 to 1292 code for a protein of 280 amino acids.
AUUCCUCGACUCGAGUUCAUCAUCGCCACCAGUUCAACGCUAUUCGUCGGGUCGUUCGGUUGCGUGUUCGUGUUGUAUCGUCCGCGAAUCGUCGUGGCGUUCCCUCUCAACAGUAGUGUCUCACCCCCGCAUUGCCCGUGUUUGGGUGUUUAUAACUGGUGUCAUUCCCUGCCUCCGGCCUGGCCCCGUGUUCAUAAAUAUUAGAUGCCGAAAGGAGAUAUUCUACCUGGCGGAAAUUGGCCUUCAAAAUAUGAAGUGCCAGUAGUGUGAAUGGUUUUGUUUGUGUGCUCCAGCAUCAAUCAAAUGCUUUUGGUGUGAGAUAAGAAAGAUUGCUGUCCCGCCGCAGAAACAAGGCGCUGCUGCUUUCUGUGCUUUUUUAUUGUAAUAUUUCCCGCAAAUGGUGUUUAGUGCCGCUGCCUCGUAGCAUCCCGUGAAAUUUUCGCAGCAAAAUGUAUUUCGAAUCGUGUAUAAGUAGAAAAAUAGUGAUCGGUUUUAUCUGCCUCCUGGUGCAGAUUAGCUGCGGGAUAACUCAGCUGGUGAUCAAUGUACAGAAUCAGGGUGGCGAGGUGGUACAGGAGACAAUAACGUCCAGCGUAAGUGACGACACGUGUACGCUUGAGUUCCAGCGAAGUGACGGAACGCUGAUAACCAAGCUAAUCGACUUCAGAAGUGAAGUUCAAGUGCUAAAAGCCCUGGUCCUGGGCGAGGAGGAACGCGGCCAAAGCCAGUACCAGGUGAUGUGCUUCGUGACUAAAUUUCAAAAGGGAGAUUUCAUCACAGCCGAUGCGAUGGCAAAAUUACGACAGAAAAAUCCCAGCACCAUCCGGACGCCGGAGGAGGACAAGGGCAAGGAAAACUACACGAUGACGGGCUGGGUGCUGUUGGACCGAGCGGCGCCCAUUUCCCGCCACAUAGCACCACUGUGUUCAGAGGCCCAGGAAUCAACGUACGCUCGGGAUGUCGAUCUCAGAGCGUGGGCCGAGCUGCCAGGUUCCUCGAUAUCGAUACUGGAAUCGGUGGUCAAACCGUUCCCGUCGGUGACGACCGCUAGUCCACCGUCGCGCUGCAGCGAUGUGUCCGCCAUUUGGGCCCCCUGCAUCUGCACGCUGGAGAUGUGCAUCGGGUGGUACCCCUGCGGACUAAAGUACUGCAAGGGUAAACCGGACAGCAAUCCGCUGCUGAACGGUGUGGGCGGUAGUUCCAGCUACCGCUGUGGCAUCAAAACUUGCCGCAAGUGCCAUCAAUACUCGUACUACGUACGGGAGAAGCAGCAGUGCCUCUGGGAUGAAUGACCACUGGAGGAGGGCCAUCAUGACGACACCAACUUCAAUAAUAUUUGUGAACAACCAAAAAAACAUCAACAACGGAAACUCAAACGAAGCGUUGCGAAAUCGUUGGAGUUAGAAACCCUCGCAAGAAACAAUCGAACAACGAGAAUUGCAACAUCUGAACAACGCGAGAGUGACAGCGCUAGAUGCGACCCAUUAUUGGCAGCAGCGACAGGGACAACUUCGAAUUGUAAUAAUAGCGUUAAGAAUACUAAUAGUUAUAUUAGAACCAGAGCUAGCAUUAGGGGGAAAUCGGUGGCGGUGGCGACCGAAACAAUCAGUGAAUUUAAUUUUUUACUCCGAUAUUAUGCGCCACCAAUGCAGCCGAGCCGUUACCGAGUGUAUUACGAAGGUGGCGGACGGCCGGAUGGUAUGGCAGAACCAGAUCCAAAAACUAUUCUAACAGAUGUAGAAGUACGUUUAAAGUUUAAUGAAAUUAUUUUAUAGCACAAAUAGGUUUGGAACUUUUCACUUCUCUUUUGUUUUGUAUUGCAUCCGCAAGCCCUAUUGCUUCUGGCAACAACAGAAAUAUCACAUUCCCUACAUGGGAUCACGAGAGUCCUGUUUCGAUGUAUUAGGCCGCUGCAAAAGUUUAUUUUUCUUAUUUCGUUCCACUUGAGGGUGCGCUCUCGCUCAU